UGCCUCAACAUGCGGACCGGCUGCUCACCAGCCACAUGCCAUCGCCCGGCUUCAUGCCUGGAAGCGUACGAGCCGAGAUGUCCGGCAGACGCACGCUAGGCACCGCUGCGGGUCGUCGAUCCUUGCCAAGACAGGAGGGAUUAGGCGGGGCUCUGUGUGUCGCACUACACAGCUGAUGCAUGGGUGCCGCUGGACUCCUUUCGAUGCUCUCCCUGCACAUCGACGUUUCACUCUCAGUUCUGGCCACCCAGUCUGUCCGCAGCGCGCUGCGUGGCCCUGAUGGCCAGCUACGCAUGCAGAUGCUGACGGGCACAGACAGCAGCUGCAGCGCUGCUGAGCGCUGGCGGCUGCACGUGUGCAGCCGGUAUGGGCAGCUCAACGGCUUGCUCUGACGCCGUGCAAGACGCCGUCUGUCUCCACAGCCGUGCCUGUGACGAUAAGGGCUCAGCGGACACCUGACGCAUCACGAGGUCAAGCGCUGAGCGCUCUUGUCGAAGAGGGCAGCGCAGCGACGACAUCCGAGUCAGAG
Molecule: messenger RNA, 529 nt
Organism: Tilletiopsis washingtonensis
Lineage: Eukaryota; Fungi; Basidiomycota; Exobasidiomycetes; Entylomatales
Exons: 1
Coding region: 180-392 (70 amino acids)
Source: RefSeq, a predicted model, not a curated record